AUGUAUUAUCAUCAUCGUGAUUGCUCUUGUACUUGGUGUAUUAAUUAUUUUCGCUGGAUUAAUAUUGAACAAAUUGAAAAUGAUCGUUUUCAUCUUCGCGCUCAAUUGGAAUUAUCACAUACUGGAUCUAUUCCAGCGACUAUUCUUUCACCGCUUAUUAUUAAUGUGAACAAUGUUGGAAUUGUAGUUCAUCAUGAAUCGAUUUCUAUUUCUGGAGAUGCACAUGCUUCCACUGUAGUUCUGAUCAGUGCUCCAUUUAUUGUAUCUGAUUUGAAAGCGUUUCGUAACUUCUCUCGUUCUCUCAUCUUCGAAUCGAAUGUUGUAUGGAAUUUAAAAGCUGAAGCUACAAUACGACCUAUCUUACGUCACAUGAUUUCUUAUUCGAAGAUUCCAUUUAAUAAAGAAGUUACACUAAGUGCGUUAAAUGGUCUUUCCAAUGUAAGUAUUGAUUCAAUCAAUUUAAAUCGAUCAGAUGCACACCGAAUACUUGUCGAUCUUGUUAUCAAAAUAGUUAAUCCAUCUGUAUUUAGUAUUACGCUUGGGCAACUAUAUUUUUCUUUGCAAUACAACAAUUGGUCGAUUGGAUAUGUUGAAUCAACUAGUCAGAAUCUUACACUCUAUCCAGGUGAAAAUAAUAUACAAUUUUUUGGUGAAUUACAAGCGGCAUCCUCUGAGUCUUAUCGUGCUUUGUCUACUGUUAUUCAAAAUUUUCUUACUGGUCAAACGAGUAGAGUAGAAGCAUUAGCUGGUCCCAAUGCUACAUCUUAUCCUAUCUUAGCCGGGGGUAUAAUAGGUCUUUCUUUAAAUGUUGAUAUGCCUCCAUUUAGUGAGCAACUUAUUGCUUCGUUGGUAUUUAAUUCAUUAUCACUGAUUCCGUCGACAAAUCAGAAAACAGUAAAACUUUCCGCUUCUAUUAUUAUUAAAAUAAAUUCACCACUUGGUGAAAAAUCUCCACUCAAUAUUGAGACAAUGAAUAUGAAGGUCUUUCUUUUCUACAAAGGUAAUUCUGUUGGUAUGCUCGAUGUUUCUAAAGCUCCUGUUAAACAAUUAGAUGCAAUAACAUAUACAUCGCAGUUUAACAAUGAAUGCUUAAAUCUUACUGAUACAGGCGUAACGUAUGAAAAAUUUGCUCGAAAAUUUAUUAAUGCUAAUGCAACACAUCCACUUCAUUUUCGUAUUGCUGGUAUGGCGUCUAUUAUCGGUUCAUUUGCUCUUGGUCCUUUGAAUAUUGAUGGAAUUCCUGUCAAAAAUAAGGUAACAUUGAUCGGUCUUAAUGGUCUCAACAAUGUUCGUGUUGAUGGAAUUUCUGUUGAUGGAGAACAAGAUAUUGCACUGCGAAUUUCAAUUAACGCAACUAUUAAUAAUCCAGGUGUAACUGAAGUUCAAUUACGAAAUUUUUCACUUCACAUGGCCUCAGGAGAAAAUAAUACAGUACUUGGUCAAAUACCAAUCAAUAUUCUUGUUUUGCGACCAGGAAACAAUUCUAUUACACUCAAUGGACUUCUGGCUCCAUUAUAUGAAACUGACAUUCCUACAAUUGGUAAAUUCUUUUCAGCCUAUCUUAAUGGUCAAACACAACCAGUGAGACUUUUUCAUGGCCAAAAUGCUGUACCAAAUGCAACUGCAAUGGAUUUAACCAUAAAUCGUCUAUCAAUGAAAGCUAAUCUUGAUGGAAUUCAGACAAAACUAAUUCGUCAAGUCAAUGUUCUUAAUUUUGGUAUCGAAUUCGAUCCAGUUAAUGUAAAUAAAGUUUAUAUAACAGGUCGAUUAUCAAUUUUAUUUGAGCUACCACCGAACAUUCACAUGACAUUUAAAGUAUUAACAACUAGUAUUAAUUUUACUAUGCGUUUUAAUGAUGAACCAAAUAUAGGUCAAAUGAUUCUUAAUGAUAUAUCUGUUGAACAUAAUCAAUUUACAAAUGAACUAUUAAUAAAUUUUAGUAGACAUGAAUUAAUCAUUUUAAAUGAUACAUCGUUUCAAGAGUUUGCUGCUAAUGUCGUUCUUAAAACAAAUGCAUCAGUUACGAUUGAAGGCUUAGCUGCAGCACUUGUUGAAGUUCGAAUAGGCAACAUAACCUUAUUGAAUAUUCCAAUAAACGAUACAAUUCAGCUUGUUGGUUAUAAUCAAUUCAAUAAUGGACUUCUCAACAUUAAUAAUAUAGAUUUAGUGGGAACUUUAUCAUCUCGUAUACUUGCUCUUCACGUACAAACAACAAUCGUUAACCCUUCUGUUGUUAAUAUUCUCAAUGCUGGCCGUCUUUCCCUGAACCUAUGUGAUAUUAGAAAUGGUGCAUCGCUUGGCCUAGUUAGCAUCGAUCCAUUUUAUCUUCAACCACAAAAUAAUCCUACCUUACUCGACGCUGACGGUGUUUUUACGAUUACUCAACAAAAUGCUGAUGCAGCUCUCGAAUUUAUUUCGCGUAUGAUUUCCGGUAUUGACAAUCAAGUAGAAUUACGUGGUGCAUUAGGAGAUAAUUCAACUGGCACAUCUAUACCAUUACUCUCAACAGCUAUUGCCGGUCUUUGUACUCGAACAAGAGUUCCAGGUUUAUCUGGAGACAAAACACUUGUACGAGAAAUUAUUCUAAAACGAUUAACUGCCGCAGAAAUAGUUGGUAUUCCACUUGAUCUCGUUAAAACAUUAUUAGCACGUAUUCGAAUAUCAAAUCCUUUUAGUGCACCUUUAGUCAUUCUAAAGAUGAAUAUAAGAGCUGAUUUUGGUCCUGUAACUAAUGAAGAUCAACAAAUUGCUAUUGUUGAUUAUGAUACACCACUUGCUCUUAAUGCUCACGAAGAAUUGACAACUCCUUAUAUCGUUGUUAAAUUAUCAGGCAAAUUGAAGACGUUGGUGACUCUAUUGGGACCUUUAUUCGCUGGUAAUGCUCAUCUUUCACUAUCAGGCAUUGUUGAUGUUAAGAUUGGGGACGAUUUCGUUUUAACUCAAAUUCCACUAACUAUACUCAAUGUAGUUGCAGAUCAAGAUCAUUCGUAA
Messenger RNA from Rotaria socialis, 2991 nucleotides. The record is from the annotation of a GenBank genome assembly. Lineage: Eukaryota; Metazoa; Rotifera; Eurotatoria; Philodinida; Philodinidae.